This is a messenger RNA of Cryphonectria parasitica EP155, 996 nucleotides long. RefSeq names its product P-loop containing nucleoside triphosphate hydrolase protein. Lineage: Eukaryota; Fungi; Ascomycota; Sordariomycetes; Diaporthales; Cryphonectriaceae. The record is from RefSeq and is a predicted model, not a curated record. Bases 1 to 996 code for a protein of 331 amino acids. Gene Ontology annotation, molecular function: GTPase activity; GTP binding. The transcript is spliced from 3 exons.
AUGUGUUCCAUGGUCUUCUCAGACGAAGAGGCGCGCUUUCUGCGACUCGUUCUGCGACUGGCCGAAAAAGAACCUGACGACAACCGAGCAAGCUGGGCAAUCAAUGGACUGCACAGCACAGAGAAGAAAGCAAAGCCGGCGGACGAGUUACGGAUCCUUGUGAUCGGCGACAAAGGAGUCGGCAAGACAAGCCUCCUCGCCAAGCUCUGCACAGGCGUCUUCCCCGACCCAUCCACGAUCUCGACGUCCGUCUAUGCCCAUGGCUGCCGCCACAGCAUCACCAUCGACUCGAGGCUCUACGCGAUCGACGCGCUCGAGCUACCAGCAGACCACCUCGCCGCACCCGAGCGCCUCGCGCAGGCCCUCGCCAUCACCGACGCCGCCAUUUUGGUCUACGACAUCACCAACCUAGCCUCUAUAACCUACCUCAAGUCCCUCGCCAGCGCGAUUGACGAGGCGGUUCACCACAGCGACAACAGCAAGACGUCAUCCAACCCACCCGCCGAGAAACGCAGCACCGCCUUCUGCCACCACCACUUCACCAGCUCAUCCACCCGCAAGGAUAACAAUAACAACAACACACCGACACCUCCCGCCCGCCCCUACCACUUCCUCCUCCUCGGCACCAAGACCGAUGUCCCUUCUCCGCUGCGCGAGGUGACCUGGCUCGAGGGCCACGUCGCAGCCACCGAGUUCUUCGGACCGUCAGGCGUCGCGGGUGGGGCCAGUGCGAGUUUUAUGGAGGUUUCGGCAAGAACGGGCGAGAACAUUGGCGCAGCGUUUCGACUUCUGGGUCGGGAGGUGCUGAUGAGCCGGAUGGAGAGGCAGAAGUAUUUCUUGGCGCAGCAACAGCGAGGGCGGUGCAGGGGCGGGGCCAAUGGUGGUAGUAGUAAGAGAGAUGGGGGUGGCGUGCUUGCGGGGAGCAUGAGGAAACGUUGGUGUGCUUUGAAGUCGACUCUGUCAAGUGGCAUCUUCAGAAAGGAGGGUGGAAAGUAG